UGAGAAAUGAAACUAUUUAACACUUGUACUUUAUUACUAUACUUAAUAGCAAUUAUCGGUUGCUUUUCUGUCGAAAUUUUCGUAGGUCGUGCUCGGCGGUAAUGAAAAAUGCGAGGGGCGGAGCGAGCAACCGCAACCCCGUGGCUUUAUAUAGACGGAGCCCUACAUCCUGCCGGCAUUGUCGGGCAGAUCAUUCAUCUCGGUUAAAAUGUGGAGAAUUAUUUGCAUAUCGUUGUUAGCUUGGUUCCUGCUGGUGAAGGACGUGGCAAGCCAGGAGUACCUGCCGCCCAAGCCCGGCGGCGGCAAGAAGCCUGCUCCAGAACCUACUUUACCAGCGAACUACGAUUUCUCAUACAACGUGGAAGACAGCGGCGUCAGCUUAGACUUUGGGCAUAAUGAAAAGCGUAAGGACGAUCGUGCUACCGGCUCGUACCAUGUGCUCCUGCCUGAUGGGCGCAUGCAGCUGGUCGAAUAUGAAGCCGGCCCUGAUGGAUAUAAACCACAGGUGAUGUACAUGGGCACAGCAACAUACCCCGCGCCGUCGGCGGACAAGUUCGACGGCUACCACUAUAACGCGGCGUCCAACCGCCAGAGCGUGCGCCAGGCCGCGCCGCGACAGGCCGCUCGCACCGCGCCGCCCUCACCCGCACCCCCCGCUCCUAUAGCUGCCCCCGCUAACGCCACGCAAUAGACCAUGGAUUCCUAAAUUCCCGCGGGAUCAAUCAAGCCUGU
Cydia strobilella is the source of this 732-nucleotide messenger RNA. It is a transcript of the gene CPR139, whose product is annotated as pro-resilin-like. The transcript is spliced from 4 exons. Gene Ontology annotation, cellular component: extracellular matrix. Bases 209 to 691 code for a protein of 160 amino acids. The record is from RefSeq and is a predicted model, not a curated record. Lineage: Eukaryota; Metazoa; Arthropoda; Insecta; Lepidoptera; Tortricidae.